This is a messenger RNA of Dalotia coriaria, 2259 nucleotides long. It is a transcript of the gene parvin, whose product is annotated as beta-parvin. The transcript is spliced from 6 exons. Gene Ontology annotation, molecular function: actin binding. The record is from RefSeq and is a predicted model, not a curated record. Gene Ontology annotation, biological process: actin cytoskeleton organization; establishment or maintenance of cell polarity; cell projection assembly. Bases 181 to 1989 code for a protein of 602 amino acids. Gene Ontology annotation, cellular component: focal adhesion; cytoplasm; actin cytoskeleton. Lineage: Eukaryota; Metazoa; Arthropoda; Insecta; Coleoptera; Staphylinidae.
GUUGCGUCGAGUGUCGUGCGAGCGUCUUCUCAUGCCAGCUGUGCGUGCGUGCGGCUUGGGAUGCGGCCGCCGCGGUUAGAUAAACAUUCGCCGUUGCGAACGCACGCGAUAAGAUAAACGACGACGUGCGUUGGGCGGAGGCUCACGGCGAUAUCAGAGCGCGGUGGAAACGUGCGCGAAAUGGCCGAUGUUGACGAUUACGAACAUUACGACCACCGGCCUCGUAUCGUUGCAGUAAUACCCAAGAAGAUGCACAUCGAGCGAAUGGAUUCGACAGACUCGGUGGAUCGAGCAGAGCAGAAUCAACCAAAGACGCCGCCGACGCCACCAACAAGAAGCGUGGAUAACGCGAAAUACGGUCGCCUGGCGACUGUAUCCGAGGAGACAACAACGAUGAAAACAAAAGACGACGACUUCGUUAAUAACAACAGGUCGCGCUGGUCGGGCAGCCCAAAUCCGACUGAACGAGUUGCUGCUGCAGUUGCUGAAGUUGAAUCUAUUACGACCGGCGGUCAGCGCGUCGGCGUCGGCAGUGCGAAUGCGGCACAGCAGCACCACCAACGCGAAAAUAACUUCAAUUCGCUGCACCAGCAAAAACGUGUUCAACCCGUUGAGUAUCAUGACGUCAGGCAUGUCGAGCGCGUGGAAGCAGGAUGGACCAAUGCCGGACACAUGGAGCAAGACAAACAUGACGGACGGGUCGCUCAGGUGCGCGUCAGCAUUCAACCCAUUCAGCCAAUCAGCACAGACGCAGACGGAAAUACGCGUUUGAGUACGAUAGAAGAAAAUAACCGACUGGCGCAGUUACGCAAAGAAUACGAGUUCGACAAGGACAGAACUGAUCAUCACAGUCUUGCGGGUUUGCUUAAAGACUUGGGAGCAGCUAAAAGAAACAUGGCUACGCUAAGUCCUAAGUCGCCCAAACCAGCCGUGUCAAAAACGGACAAGGAGGAAUCCAUCUGGGAUAAGAUUGGUACACUUGGCAGGAAGAAGCGCAUUAAGGAAGUGCAAGAAGUACAGGAGGAGGGUAAACAUGCCAUCGAUUCACCUGGACUGCCACAUUUUCCGACUACGUCUCCAGAGGAUUAUGAUUUAGAGGAAAACGAAGAACGCUGCAUGAUAGACCAUGGCGUUUACACAAAUCCACUCUUCAUUAAACUGGUCAAUGUCCUCAUCAAUUGGAUCAAUGAUGAGUUGGCCUCUCAAAGAAUCAUUGUGCAAGAUCUUGCUGAAGACUUGUAUGAUGGUCAAGUAUUGCAGAAAUUGCUGGAGAAGCUCACCGGCGAUAAAUUGGACGUGCGUGAGGUAACGCAGUCUGAAGAGGGGCAGAAGCAGAAAUUGCACGCGGUUCUCAGUCACUUCAACCAUGUGCUCGGUUUGUCGCGCACUGGCUCCAAGAAGUGGAAUGUCGAAGCGAUUCAUUCGAAAAACAUUGUCUCGAUUAUGCAUCUUUUGGUGGCACUUGCACGUCAUUUCCGCCCGCCUGUCCGUCUUACUGAGCAUGUAAGCGUUCCUGUGGUUAUUGUGAAGAAGCUCGGUGGACAUUUGGAUCAUCGUACAGUCACAGAGGUGAUUACUACAUCGUAUGAUGAUGUUGGGCUGAGAUGGGAACGCGAUGCGAUUGAUACGCUGUUUGAUCAUGCGCCGGAAAAGCUUCAGAUGGUUAAAAAGAGCCUUGUUACUUUUGUAAAUAAACAUCUCACCAAGAUAAAUCUCGAGGUGACCGAGAUUGAAACGCAAUUCCACGACGGUGUGUACUUGACGUUCUUGAUGGGCCUGCUUGAAGGCUUCUUCGUACCGCUGCACUCGUUCCAUUCGACGCCGAAAGACUUUGAGCAGAAAGUUCACAACGUUUGCUUCGCCUUCGAGCUGAUGGAGGAAGUAGGUAUCACCAAACUUAAAGCGCGACCCGAAGAUAUUGUUAACCAAGAUCUUAAAUCGACGCUACGCGUACUUUACACGUUGUUUAACCGGUACAAACACUUGUAAAUGAUGUUUUUAACCAAAACUUUACAAGGUAGGAUAGAUUUUAUUUGAAUCUAUCGUGGAACUGCCAUUUGUCUUCGUAUUUUGUAACAUCGCGUGUACAAUACUGACGCCAUGAGUCUUCUAGAGUGUGCCUUAAUUGUCGUUAACAGAGCCUUAACAUAAUUUAUUAACUUCAAAGUUUAGAAUUUUAAAACAAAGUAUAUACAAAGAAUUAUAUUUAUUAUAAUAUAAUAAUUUUAUUAACUAAGUAAUAAAGAAGUAUUAACAUAA